UUGGAUUAUCCAAAAGAUAAAAGAGAGAAAGUAGUCUUGUGAUUUUUCCCACACAUGUGGUGUCUCACUCAAGGACCGCCUGACAGGGGAGGAGCCAGGGCAUGGAGGCAGAGUGAAACCUGGAAGACAACGCCCCAGCCUUGGCAGCAUCAUCGAGGGGCUGUACAUCCCACUCUACCUUCUCAAUCAGCCAGAAGUGUUACCAGCUGUGCGGCCAGAUUUCCAAUCAGAAUCCCCCAAAAAUAUAUACAGUAUAUAUUUGAUCAUGAGAAGAGGAGUCAGGCUUACCAGGUACGAGCUUGAAAGUGCAGCAUCCUCUUCCUUGUGCAUAUAAAAAAGGGGGCAUGUCUCCUCAUGAGUCACACUCAGUCCUCUUCCAAGGUUUAUCUUCAAGAACCGGAGCUAAGAUGACUUUCUACGAUGACAUUUACCCUUUCUACCAUCUACAAAGAACCUCCUUCAUCUUCAGUGGUCACCUGCUCACUGUCAUCGUGUGUUUCCUCGUGCCCACACUCAGUGUGCUUCUCAUCCUGCCUGGAAUUCGGGGAAAGUCAAGGCUUUUCUGGAUGCUGAGGAUCCUUUUGAGCUUGUUUGUAGGUGCUGUAAUUGUGGCACUCAACUUUACCGACAACUGGGCUGAGGCCCGGAUGACCACAAAUGCCACCUACAAGUCUUUCAGCAAUGCAGUGGUUCAUGCGGAGAUUGGCUUACAUGUCGGACUGUACGGCAUUAAUGUUACACUAAAAGGGAAUCCUGUCGUCCAGUUCAAUGAGACAAUUGACUACAACGAGAUGUUUACUUGGCGUGACGACAUUGAGGAGGAGUACGAGGAAGCCUUGAAGAAAGGUUUACCUAACCCCAUCCUGUACAUUGCAGAGAAGUUCACUCUGCGCAGCCCCUGCGGCCUCAUUUUCCAUUACAGACAGUCAGGACGAUACGCAUCUGCCACGCUCUGGACUGCGUUUUGCUGUUGGAUGCUGGCCAACAUCCUUUUCUCAAUGCCGGUCAUUUUGUACGCCGGCUACAUGAUGUUGGCUACAGCCACCUUCAUCUUCACCUCCAUGGCUGCCUUCAGCGCAAUCACGCUUGCACCACAAUGUGUUUUCUCCAUCGGAACAGCCUCCUUUAAAACUCAAUACAGCCUUUCUUUCUGGCUUGCUCUCGCCACCGGUUCACUGUGCGCCGUCAUCGGGCUUCUGGUGGUGGUACUGAGCUUCAUGUUGCCUGAGAAGAUGAAAGAGGCUUUCAGCGAUUGUGGUGACAGUUGUGAAGAUGAAGACAUCUCUUAUGAGGAGACUUAUCUGAAUCCAGCCUUCCUCGAUAAAAUAACGGUUUUACAAAACUCAUCCACAAGCGUAAUCGAGGUCAGUUGCUGCACAGAUGUUUCUAGAUUCUGAGUCAUGGGGAAGGCAAAAUAGCUGUCAAAGGAUCUGCGAGAAAAGGAUCAUAUAUGAGUCCAUGUCUGCAUCCUUUCCAGUCAAUACUGUGUUUAUUAUUCAUAUUUGUAUGUUUUGUGUGAUUAGGCGCACUGGUAAUCACAAUAUUUUGUAUGGGAUCCAUACACUCUAAUGUAAAUGAACACACAUUUAUUGUUACUGGUCUGAUAUUGACCUAAAUUAGUAUUUUUACUGGACUUUCUGUAGGGCAAUAUGUUAAAAUAAAAGUCAACAACAAUCGGUAA
Molecule: messenger RNA, 1681 nt
Organism: Nerophis ophidion (straightnose pipefish)
Lineage: Eukaryota; Metazoa; Chordata; Actinopteri; Syngnathiformes; Syngnathidae
Gene: duoxa
Product: dual oxidase 2
Exons: 11
Coding region: 345-1397 (350 amino acids)
Biological process (GO): protein transport
Cellular component (GO): endoplasmic reticulum membrane
Source: RefSeq, a predicted model, not a curated record